Medioppia subpectinata is the source of this 930-nucleotide messenger RNA. Lineage: Eukaryota; Metazoa; Arthropoda; Arachnida; Sarcoptiformes; Oppiidae. The record is from the annotation of a GenBank genome assembly.
AUGGGGAUGUGUAUAAUGUUUUGGGAAAGUGGUUUGGAUACCAAAGCCCACCGGAUCGGCAACUUUGACGGCAGCAGUAAUUACGGGAUCCUUCAGAUCAGCGAUUUAAUGUGGUGUCAGUCCAAUGGACGCAAAAAUAACACCAAUUUCUGUGAUUCUUCGUGCGAUAAAUUUCGUGAUUCAGACAUAACGGAUGAUAUCAAGUGUGGGCUACUUAUAUAUAAACUCCAGGGCUUUGACGCCUGGGGUUCUCGGUGCCGAUCAGAGAACACACAUUACACAGAAGGCUGCUCUUCUUCAAAAACUUCUGUACCAAAAGAUACAAAACCAGAAAAUGCUAACAAAAAUCCAUCGAUAAAAGACACCAAAAAAGUUCAAAAGCCCCCAAAGACCUCCCAAUUAGUUAAACAAUUGGUCCAAAUGUCGAAACAAUCGAUGAAUAUACCCGAAAGUAUGUUUAGAGGAAUCAGUAGGCGAUCUAUUGAAAGUCCGAAACCGACCCAAAAAGUCCAGAAUAAGGUCAACAAUAAGACUACGAAAAGAGCGGCCAAAAGUCAGGAGUCGGCAAAAGAGGGGUUUGUUAAUCCGAAACCGACCCAAAAAGUCCAGAAUAAGGUCAACAAUAAGACUACGAAAAGAGCGGCCAAAAGUCAGGUAAUAAACGGAAACAAGAAUAAGAUUGUUAGGAGUCGGCAAAAGAGGGGUUUGUUAGGACAGGACAGUAUCAACCCCUUUGAAGACGCGCGCAUUUUUGUGUUCAAUCCGUUGUGUUGUUUCAAUUGGAAGGCAGCGGAGGUCGAGUGGUCUAAUGCCAAGAACUGGUACUCUAAGCCACAUACCCAUCACAUCCAUUGCGAAAUCACUUUAUUUAUUAUUGAUUUGUUAAUUGUCUCGUUUAGGGCCCGAGAUAUUAGGACAUCAGUUGGAUAG